Messenger RNA from Strigops habroptila (Kakapo), 4325 nucleotides. RefSeq names its product F-box and leucine rich repeat protein 17 (gene FBXL17). NCBI's taxonomy places the organism in Eukaryota, Metazoa, Chordata, Aves, Psittaciformes, Psittacidae. The record is from RefSeq and is a predicted model, not a curated record. Gene Ontology annotation, cellular component: cytosol; SCF ubiquitin ligase complex; nucleus. Bases 245 to 1777 code for a protein of 510 amino acids. Gene Ontology annotation, biological process: SCF-dependent proteasomal ubiquitin-dependent protein catabolic process; G2/M transition of mitotic cell cycle; regulation of cell cycle. The transcript is spliced from 7 exons. Gene Ontology annotation, molecular function: protein binding.
CGCCCCCUGCCGGCAGCACCGCCAUGCCGCCGAGCACCGCCCCUUCACCGCUCCCGGGGGAGGUCAGGGCGGGGGUAGCGGAAGCUUCGUCCUCCGGAGCCGCGUCCCGGAACCAGCCGCGUCGCGUCGAGUCGCGUCCCGUCCCGUCCCCGCUGCCUGUGGCCCCCGCCGGCAGGAUGACAGCGCCUGCCGCCGCGCCCCGCAGGUGAUACCCGCGGGCCCUUCCGCCUCGGCCGCCUCCUAUAUGGGCCACCUGCUCUCGAAGGAGGCCAGCAGCCUGAGCCGGGACCGGGACCGCCACUGCUGCCGCGGGGGGAAGGUGCCGCCGCGCAGGCGGAGCUGCUUCCUGCGCGGGCCCUGCAUGCUCUGCUUCAUCGUGCACAGCGCAAGCCCGCCCGCCUCGGAGCAGCCUUUGCCCGCCGCAGACCCCCUGCUGCCACCGCCGCCCUACGUGGUCCUCGCCACCGCGGAGCAGCGCACCGCCUGCCGCCUCCUCCGCCUGCCGCCCGCCGCCUGGGAGCCGCGAGGCCGCUGCCAGCGCCUCCUCCUCUCGGGCCUGCUGCCCUCGCCGGUGCGGGGCCUUCUGGGGCCGGCCAGGCCGCCCGGCGAGGCCGCUUCUGAGAUGGUGUGCAAGCGCAAGGGGGCCGGCCUGCCCGCCUGCCCGCCCUGCAAGCAGCCGCGCUGCGCGGCCGCCGCCGCGGCGGAGCCCGAGGCCGCCGCCUGCCAAUGCCCGGCAGAGGCGCCGCUCUGCGCCCUGCCCGCCGCCGCCGGGUGCGCGGCGGGCGGUGGGGCCGCGCCGGCCCGGGCCAGCGCCGGGGACAGCGGCGGAGCGGGGCAGCCCACCUUGCCGCCCCCCGCGCCUGAGGAGGUGGCAGCAGCGGAGAAGGAGAGGGGCGGCGAGGCGGGCUGCGAGGAGCCGCUGGAGCGCCCCGCUGACUGCUGCCGGGAGGCGCCGCCGGACAUCAACCAGCUGCCGCCUUCCAUCCUCCUCAAGAUAUUUUCCAAUUUAUCCCUGAAUGAGCGUUGCCUUUCAGCAUCACUAGUCUGUAAAUAUUGGCGUGACCUCUGUUUAGAUUUUCAGUUUUGGAAACAACUGGAUCUUAGUAGUCGUCAACAGGUCACUGAUGAGCUGUUGGAAAAGAUAGCAUCAAGAAGCCAGAAUAUUACUGAAAUCAAUAUUUCUGAUUGUCGCAAUAUAUCUGAUACAGGAGUAUGCAUAUUAGCAAUUAAAUGUCCUGGACUCCUAAGGUAUACUGCCUACAGGUGUAAACAGCUUUCUGACACCUCUAUUAUUGCAGUUGCCUCUCAGUGUCCUCUUCUUCAGAAAGUGCAUGUAGGCAAUCAAGACAGACUCACUGAUGAAGGCCUGAAGCAGCUGGGUUCAAAAUGCAGAGAAUUGAAAGACAUUCAUUUUGGGCAGUGUUACAAGAUCUCAGAUGAAGGAAUGAUCAUUAUAGCUAAAGGCUGUCUGAAAUUGCAAAGAAUAUACAUGCAAGAAAACAAAUUAGUGACAGAUCAGUCAGUGAAAGCUUUUGCUGAACAUUGUCCAGAGCUGCAGUAUGUUGGUUUCAUGGGCUGCUCUGUAACAUCGAAAGGAGUCAUUCACCUCACCAACUUAAGAAAUCUUUCCAGCUUGGAUCUGCGUCAUAUCACAGAACUGGACAAUGAAACCGUGAUGGAAAUAGUAAAGAGAUGCAAAAACCUUAAUUCCCUCAAUCUGUGUCUGAACUGGAUCAUUAAUGACAGGGCCUAUGCUCCAGCCCCAGACCAUUGUUGAGGGAUACUGCUGGCCACCUUUACUGCGAGAGGACACUCCUGGCUCAUGUUCAUUUUGCUGUCUUCCAAGCUCCUAAAUCGUUUUCUGCAGAGCUACUUUCCAUCCAAUCAGUCCACAGUCUGUACCAUUGCAAAGGGUCCUUCCCCAUGGGGACAAAUGCAGAUCACAGAAUUAUAGAAUGGUUUGGAAGGGACCUUAGAGAUAUCUAGUUCCAACCCCCAAAGAUGAAGAUAGCUAAUAAAUUUCAAAUUGAUUUACUGCAUUGUUAUAAACUCUGGUAAUGUUUGAAUAUUCUGAGAAGUAGGAGCUGUUCUGUAGGAUCUUUGUGUGACAUAAAUACUUUAGGAUUACUCACCAUUUAGGUAGCUGCACAAAUUUAUCAUGGCUAACCUCUCUAUCCUAUGAUGAGCUUGUUAAAUGUUCUCUAGAUAGCAGCAGAUAGUCUAGAAAGUUGUAAUAUUGUCUUUUGGGAGGAAAAAAAUGCCAUUAAAAAAUGGAUUAACUUUAGUAUUGUGUCAAAGAGCUUGAGUGGGUGAAUAUCAGAUUGUCUAGAUGUAUAGAAUGGCAAAUUUAAUUUAAUUUUAAUUUUAUUUUUUUUUAGUUUGAAUUUUAGUAUUAAUUUUACUAUUCUGGAAAAAUACUCAGGGUUUUUUUUUCUAUAGCUGCUGCACAUUCUUAGCAUUUGUGCGAGUACUUUAUAAAUAAAAAUACUGUACAAAACUCUUCUUUGUUUUUUAUUGGUAAAUCCAGAUUAGUUUCUACCCAUUUCUAGCUUUUUUAAAUGUAACAUUAAAGAAAACCUGGAAAAGUUGCAGAGAUCUAUUCUAGCAUGGUUUAGAAUAGAUUCCUGCAACUUCCCUAAGGCUGUUGUAUGCCAAAUUAUCUUAUUUCUCUUCAUAUGCUAUCUUUCUUUCUUUCAUGUAACUGAAAGCAUGGCUAUAGUGGGUAUGACAUAACCUACAGUAACCUUUAAAGAAACUCUCAUAUAAUAUAUGUUUUAGGCACUGAUUAGCCUCAUAAAUUCUAGUUCACAGUACAUCUGUGUAAUUAUUGUUAAAGCCUUAGGAUAUUAGCAGGACAUUAAAUAGGCCAUGUUUUUUUCUUUACCUAUUGUCUGAUGCUUCAGAAAAAAUUUGGUAUUUAGAUAUAAUUAACAUAAAGAGCUUUUAAGAGAUUACAAAUUGAGUCAGGCAUAAUGGCAUAAAGGCACUUCAUGUUUUAUUAAAGAGCCUUCUUGUAUGGUUUGUAUUGUCCCAUGGCUGCAGCAACUUAAAUGUGAGAUUCUUCUUUUUUACUGGGUAUAAUCAUGAUUCUUCUUCCUGUCUUACAGAAGCCAUGUCUUAUGUAAUCUUUUCCAUCAGAGCCUUGUGUUUAACUUGUUCAGAUUUAAGUUUUUUGCAUGAGAAAAGAAAGUAGUUCAGGAAAGAACUCAAGUAACAAGUAACUUGGAGAGCAUACUUGAAGAGAAGAUACACAACAUCAAACUACAAGGUGUAAGUGCUUACAGUAGGGUUUAUGGAUGUAUAUCUUUUCCUAAAUAAACAAAAAAAGUACAUUCUUAUUGGAAUACUUAGAAGGCGUUGGCAAAACACUGAGGCUAAUGAGAAACUAAAUGAAAUUGAAAAUAUUUCUUGAAGAAAUAGUGAGAAGCUUCUUCAAUUUUUAGCUCAAGGUGACUCUUAAUUCCAGGGUUGUGGGUUCAAGCCUCACGUUGGGCACACCAUGUUAACUUAAGAAGGAGAAAAAUGACUGUUACAGCUGAACCCAGGACAUACGGUUAUUUAGAUAAGAUGGGUAUAGUACCAGUAAUUUUUAUUUUUUAUGGAAAGAAGCUCCAGCAUGUAUAAUGGUGACUUGGGAAGACAAACACCAUCACUCUGGACGUCCCCACCUUCCUCCUUCUUUCUCCAGCUUUACAUACUGAGCAUGACAUCAUAUGGUAUGAGAUAUCCCUUGAGUCAGUUGGGGUCAGCUGUCCUGGUUGUGUUCCCCCCAACUCCUUGUGCACCCGCAGGCCACUCAUGGGUGGGGUGAGGAGCAGAAAAGGCCCUUGGCUCUGUUUAAUCACAGCUCAGCAGAAACAAACAUAUCUGUGUUGUAAAUACUGUCUUCAACACAAAUCCAAAAUACAGCCCCAGACCAGCUACUAUGAAGAAAAUUGACUCUAUCCCAGCCAAAACCUCCACGGGUGGAGGUCACUUGUUUCAUGAAAAGGUGAUGAGCCAAGGGCUUUAUGGAUGUUGGAAGACUGUCACUACAGGGAUGUAUAUUCUAUUAGGAGACUCCAACAAAAUAAUACAAAAUAUGUCUGAUAGAAGUUAAGAGCUCCUUCAUCUGAAGUAACUGAUAAUCUGGUUUUUCUGCUUCUUUGUAUAUGACUCUUAAGUCACAGAAUUACUUAAAAAUAAAUAAUCUUGUGCUUCUUUUGAUUGCUGAAAUCUUGCUAAUCUCAUUUGGAUAUGAUCAAGUUAUUACCUUGAACAUACACUGAAAUACUUUGCUGAAUUGACUUAAAUUUGGAGGGUGGAAAAAGGAGUAAUAAUCUCCU